Messenger RNA from Lentinula edodes (shiitake mushroom), 609 nucleotides. RefSeq lists its product as uncharacterized. Lineage: Eukaryota; Fungi; Basidiomycota; Agaricomycetes; Agaricales; Omphalotaceae. Bases 1 to 609 code for a protein of 202 amino acids. The transcript is spliced from 4 exons. The record is from RefSeq and is a predicted model, not a curated record.
AUGGUUUUGAUUCAGAGUCGUAAAUUCCUUGGAUGUCUGGCGUUGGGCACAGGGGUCUGGAUCUUGGCCCUUUUCAGCUUGAUGCUGGGCGUUGCUGGUUCAGUUAUUGGUUGGUUGGAAAUAGUGAUAUUGGACAAGCACCCUCUUCCUUUAGAGAAUAAAGUUUUCCUGUUCAUCCGAACAAUCGUGCUUUCUUUGCUCGUUCUUCUUUCCCUGAUAGGUCUCUUCGUCGGUUUAUCUAAACGUCCAGGCCUCGCCUUCAUUUACUCGAAGAUGGUAGCCAGUCAUUACAUCCUACUUCUCGUGUCCCUGGCUUUGACUCUGGUGUUGACGUUGCGAUCUGUCAACGAUUCAGUUGUGGAUCACUGCACGAACGGGACUUCGAACCGUAUGAUAAUUGAAUUCUGCUCCCCAGGAUGGUCUAUGGUGCAAGGUGCCUUGAUUUGUAUUGUGGGUGUUUCUGUACUCGUCCAACUAUAUGCGUUUGUAAUGGCCGGUAAUUUUGCGUAUCGCCUGGAUUUGGAAACUGCUUUGGUUUUCCCCGACGCGUCCAGUUUCAGGAGCGACAAGUUUCAUCCAUUGGAAGACAAGCCUUCGUUCCUUGUAUGA